Amoebophrya sp. A120 is the source of this 3331-nucleotide messenger RNA. The record is from the annotation of a GenBank genome assembly. NCBI's taxonomy places the organism in Eukaryota, Dinophyceae, Syndiniales, Amoebophryaceae.
UGCCUACCCGUCUUGGUAGAAAACUCUUUUCUCUUGCGGGGGCAGUGCGAUUUGUUCUUGCACCGCUAUUGUCGUUCAUCAAGUUGUUUCGGAAGUCGCUUGAUAUCGGUCUACAUUGUAGAGAGCGAAAAGCGUACGAGAGUUGAAGCCAAAAUCGAAGUAGUAGCAUUCAGUAGGGUAGUACAUCUUCAAGGAACUGGAACUGGGGGGUGAGGAAUCAUAGUGGGGGAAAAACAAAAACAAAAUAAAGUAGCAGGCUUAUCCGCUUCAAAAAACUGACGCCAAUUAUUCUAUCGUAUUCGCAUUUGGUACGCUGAUUUUGUCCUCCUUUCUUUGUUUCGUUUCCGUCAGACACAAUGAAUUGUAGCGACAAGCGUCAGCGCAGAUCAAGUUCAAGGUUGACACCAGCAAACUACAAGCACGCAAAGGGGCAGGUUGCGAUCCUGAGCACUACUUUAUGAUAUGUAUGCCUAUGCAAAACAAAGUAGAAAUCUUAAAUGCAGAGGCGAGGAACGCAUUGGUUGGGUGUGAAAUAAUCUGGUUGAGCGCGACGAGAGAAAUAACAGAGACACCCGAGGAUGACGAGUGGGAAAGGCGAAAAAUUCCGGUUUCCGGGCGAGGAAAGUGGCAAUUCCUCUUCCUCCUCUACCGCAAGGUUAGGAGUAGUACCUCGGGACGAGCAGACCCGGGCACGACCAGUUGGCCAACAGUCCACGACGACACCGCCGGUAUUUUCUUUUCCGGAUGAAGCACCACCGGAAGAAAGCACGGAGAAUUCGUCGGCACAGACUGUGAAUAACACCUCCAUGUUCGCAUUCCCGGGGGACGUCGCACGGGGCGAAGCGGCGAGAGCGCGCGGCGCGCCUCGCCCGGAAGGGGAACGACAGGUGCAACAACAGAGUCGGCCGGUCGUGGUGGAAGCCGGGCAGGACCCGGACCCAUUUGAUAACGAGUCCUCGCAAGCCGUGCUGAAGAGUAGGACAAGUAAACCGCUGCAGAUGGAUUUCCAAUUUCCCGACGAUGUUGCAGCUGCUACGCCGUCUGAUGUUGCGGGGCCGAGGACGCCAAGAGAGGACGUCGCGGACGAGGUACGGAAAAACGGCACUGCAGCAGCCGGAACGACAGGGACGGUUGUUCCAGGAUUACAGCUGGGGGAAAUCAGACGCGGCCAGAACCAGGAAGAGAAAAAGGUGAAGGAAGUCAUCACCUCCGCCUCCAAAAGUAGAUCCUCUAGAGGACCCUCGUCGGGGGGCACGCAGAGCGGAGCGCCGGGGGGCAAGAACGGCAAGGCCCUUGAUACCGAGUCCAGUUUUGCAGCGCAAGCGGGACGAAGGAGAAGCGGUAUUUAUUCCGGGGCGGGCAACAAGGGAAACGAGGAUGAACGGCUGUGGUCUCGUGGUGCAGGAGAGGCUACUGAUAUCGGGCAGCCACCGCCGCCAAAGAAGAUGGACCCGGGGAGCAGGGUCGAAGGCUGCGACCCCGGAGCGGAGCCGCGGGACGAUAGUACUACGAAGCUGCGGGCGACCACGCGCGCUGUCGUCGGGCGCCGGGAGAUGUUCAAUUUCGGGUAGUACGAGGUGCAAAUGACAUCAGCAGCUGAUAAUAAAAUGCUACGAAGUCGUGAUCGUGAUGUCAAAUCUACUGUAAACGAGGAGAAGAAGUUGUGUAAAGGCAUAAUCUGGUAACCAAAGUUGUAUACAUAGCCAUAAAAUAUUGUGAGAUCUUUCAUCAAGGAUACUGCAUUAACAUUGGAAGCAACGGUGUCGCUAAUGCUACUUUUGCACGCCAUAGCUCCACAACGGACCCAGCCCCAGAAGAAGAGUCGCUUUUCUGGUGCUUCGACAGAGAGGACGAAGACGAGGACGCGAAGUCGCCCGCAGACCUGGAAGCGGAAAAUCAGGCGGCUGCGAAACUUAUCAACUGUAAAAAUGUCUGGGUCUGGAAACUUGUGAUGCUGGGUGGCGUAUCAUGAGGAGGCCACAAGUGCUCGCUCAGCAUGACAAGUUUCUGAGCUUCUAGAUGUUGCCUAUUCUGCAUGACAAACUGCGUUUCUACAUGACAGAAAAAUGGCGCUCUUGGGUAACGUGCAUGACAGAUUUGAGAGUCAUGCCAGACAAGCAUGACAAACAUGCACUCUUCCAGACCCAGACACUUUUACACUUGAUAAAACUGGAGCGACCGAUUUUGUGUCGGAACGACGACACGGAGUUUGGAUUUUGGGGCUGCGAAUAUCAAACGUAAAAAUGUCUGGGUCUGGAAGAUUGCAACUUGUGAUGCUGCAUUUGGAUUCCAAAAAAAUCUGUAUUGCACGAGUACCAAAGGAAAUGCAAUUUUUGCUACGCUGAGAAGGCAUUUGUCAUUGGGAAUACGCAUCAAGAAGCUUUCAAAAAAUCUGUAUUGCUAGGGUAUGCAUCACAGACAUCGUGGCUCAUGCAAAACGUGCAUGACAAGUGUCAGAAUCUUCCAGACCCAGACAUUUUUACAGUUGAUAGCGAAAAGACGAGGCCGAUUCCACAGUGCAACUGCACUGCACUAUUCUGCGGGCCCUGUAUCAUCUGCAACUACGAGGGGUGUACAUUGAAGAGCUAUGUCAGCUGGGCGCUCGGCGUCGUCUUUGGAGCGUAUUUCUAAAUUGUAAUUGAUUUGAUGAAAAGUACUUGCAGUUCGUCUUCUUUAACGACCAAUCGAGUUGUAGCAUAUGCAAGCAAAUAGAAAUACUGAAACUGUAACCCAACAGGUGGAUCCUGGUGGGCCUCUACGCGUGCAUGUGUUACAAGCCGCCGAUUUUGGGGAAGCAUUAUUUUCGCACCACGCCGGCUGUCAUCGGCGCGCCGAAGAAACUUCGCGUGUACCCCCGCAGAACACCAAGAGAGGCACGGAUCGGUGAGAUCGUGUCGAUUUUUUGAAGAGUUCGCCUGACUAAAACAGAUGAAGGAACGACAAUCCAGAUUAAAUAGAAGCACUGACUGGUGAAAAAACAAAAUUCAAUCAGGUACACUACCUGAGUAUGGGGCUCUCCAGAGAGCCAAAGCAGUAUCAUGACGCUGGGACCGAGUGUGCAAACGAGAAGUAAUUCACCGUUGCGCAGGAGAGCUGCACACGACAAAGUACGUUGACAGGCGAAUCCAAAUGUUUAUGUUGGCAGAUUGUAGUUGUACAUCUACAUUCUCUUGCUUCACAGGGAUCAUACAUUCUUUCAGGUCAAAGACUAAGACAGCUUUGUGAUUCCGACUUCCAAGCGGCCGCGUUUCAAAAACGUCGAUCGAAUUCCCUCAGAAAUUUGAAGUGCAAUAUCAAUUUCGAUUUUGUAGCUGUAAUUCCUGCUGCAACC